GCGGAAAGAACACGCGUGCACCGAAAAGGAAGAAACACCCAUAAACGAUGAUCGGGCAUUUUUUCAGACCAUUUUUUUACUUAAACGAAGUACUGUUCUUCUUUCCUUUCAAUUGUUGAUUUCUCAAUUAGUCUGUUCUUGACUUGCUGUUUGUUUCGAUAAGAAGAGAGAAGCAGAAUGGCUUUAGAUACAUUGGAUUACUCGGUGUUGGCUGCGCUGGCCCUGGCCGUGCUUGCAUACUUGACCAAGGGUGUGUUCUGGGGAGUUGGCGAUGAUGGUACGAAGGUGGUUAGCGAUUCCAGAGACAUCUCCGAGGUGGUGAGAGACCACAACAAGAACUACGUUGUGUUCUACGGCUCCCAGACUGGUACUGCUGAAGACUAUGCGCACAAGUUUGCCAAAGAGCUGAAGGCCAAGUACAAGCUGAACAUUAUGGUUGCCGAUCUCGCAGAUUACGACUUUGACACUUUGAACGAUUUGGAGUGCGUGGUGUCCUUUUUCAUCGCCACGUACGGUGAAGGUGACUUCCCAGAUCAAUCCGUGCCAUUUGAGGAUCAUAUCUCCAACCUUUCCAAGGGGGACUUGUCCAAUUUGAAGUAUACCUUGUUUGGUUUGGGUAACUCCACGUAUGAGUUCUACAACGGUGCUGCUGUUAAGGCUGAUAACGCUUUAAAGGCCGCUUCUGCUACAAUCAUUGGAGAAUUCGGUAAAGGUGACGAUGGUGCUGGUACUCUCGACGAGGAUUACCUCGCUUGGAAAGAGGCCACAAUGGAUAUCCUCAAGUCCUCGUUGAACUUGACGGAGUCUGAUGCUAAAUUUGAAGCCUCUUUGAAAAUCACCACCUUGGACCCAGGCGAGUAUGAAGAUGGCGAGGUGUUCUUGGGAGAGCCUGAUAAGUCAUACUUGGACAAAUCUACAAACCUGUCGUUGGGUCCAUUUGACCAUGCUCAUCCUUACUUGGCUCCUAUUGCCCACUCAAAGGAAUUGUUCAACUCCAAGGAUAGAUCAUGUAUCCAUGCUGAGUUUGAUCUUUCCAAUACAAACUUGCGUUACUCAACCGGUGAUCAUUUGGCUGUUUGGCCAUCCAAUGCCAACGAGAAAGUUGAAAAGUUCUUGAAGAUUGUCAACUUGUGGGAGGAUAAGGAGCAGGUAAUCGAGGUCAAGGCCUUGGACUCAACCGUUAACAUCCCAUUCCCUUCACCAACAACCGUGGAGACUGUUUUCCGCCACUUUAAAGAGAUUUCUGGUCCAGUUUCAAGACAAAUCGUGGCCAACUUAAAACAAUUUGCUCCAAAUGAGAAGGCUCAACAACAGUGUGAUAAGUUGUCAAAGGACAAAGAUCUCUUUGCCAAAGAGAUCCAUGAAAACAAAUACGACUUGAGCGAAGUGUUGUCCAUCUUAUCUGACGGUGCUACGUGGAAAUUGCCUUUGGAAUUUUUGAUUGAAACUAUCUCUCCAUUACAACCUCGUUAUUACUCCAUCUCUUCUUCGUCGCUUUCUGAGAAGACCACAAUCCACAUCACCGCUGUUGUCGAGGCUGAUAAGUUCCAAGAUAGACUUAUCACAGGUGUUACUACGAACUUGUUGCGUAACAUUGAAAUUGAUCAAAACAAGGAAUCAGCAAAACCUCAUUUGACCUAUGACUUGAAAGGACCAAGAAACAAAUUCUCGCCAUACAAGUUACCUGUUCAUGUGCGUCGUUCUACUUUCAGAUUGCCAACUUCACCAACUGCGCCUGUGAUUAUGAUUGGUCCAGGUACAGGUGUUGCUCCAUUCAGGGGCUUUGUCAGAGACAGAGUCGCAUUGGCUCAACAAGGCAAGACAUUUGCCAAGAUGGUGUUGCUAUACGGAUGUAGAAGAUCGGACGAGGACUUCUUAUACAGAGACGAAUGGGUCGAAUACGCAAAGACCCUCGGUGAGAACUUUGAAAUGCACAGUGCCUUCUCUAGAGAAGGAGCUGAAAAGGUUUAUGUUCAACAUAAACUUUACGAGCUGAAGGAUGAAAUCAUGGAGCUGAUCGAUGCAGGUGCUUUCAUCUACGUCUGUGGUGAUGCUGCAAGAAUGGCAAGGGAUGUCAACGAUACUUUGUGUAGAAUCAUGUCUGAAAAGAAGGGAUUCUCUACAGAAAAGGCACACGAGAUCUUGAAGAACUUCAGAACUUUGAACAAGUACCAAGAGGAUGUCUGGUGAUGGUUCAAACAACGCCCUAUCAGGUAUAUAACUAGCUAUAAAUCAACAAUUGUGAGAAGAAGAAAAGAACAAAGAUUACUACAUGAAUACAACAAUGGAU
Molecule: messenger RNA, 2290 nt
Organism: Williopsis jadinii
Lineage: Eukaryota; Fungi; Ascomycota; Saccharomycetes; Phaffomycetales; Wickerhamomycetaceae
Gene: NCP1
Product: NADPH--hemoprotein reductase
Exons: 1
Coding region: 178-2190 (670 amino acids)
Cellular component (GO): cytosol
Molecular function (GO): flavin adenine dinucleotide binding; FMN binding; NADPH-hemoprotein reductase activity
Source: RefSeq, a predicted model, not a curated record